CGAAGCAACCUGGAGGCAAUUUCUGUUGCAGAUGCAAGUAGCAAGUGACAUGAUCUCAAGCAACUUUGCUGAUACACGAAGCAACUUAAACGCGAUUGAAAUUGACUCACGAAGCAACCCAGAUGCAACUCUGUUGCCAGCAACAAAAAUUGCAUUACAGGUUGUUUCGUGUGACAUCGACUUUAACUUCAGACAGUAUUUAGAUAACAGUGAAUGAAUAGCAGCCUUGUAGACCAAUCAGAUUAUAUCUCUACACAUGAGAAACAUUACAACAUCCUGUAUUCCGAGGCCAACAAAGUGAAAGUGACGUGGAGGAAACGGGUAGAGAGGAAUCGGAGCAGUCACUUGCAUGUUGUACCUGUGUGACCAGGCUGAAAUGACAGUGCGCUGUGUUGGUGUCCCGUUGCACCUGUGGCUGAGUAGACUAUAUAAGCAGCGCAAUGCAAACCGGUUGUAUAAAUCAGUGUGUGCCGCUGUCUACCCCUGCAGAAUUGGUUGAAGAGCGAGAUUGGCUGCUGCAGAUCGUGACAUUUUGCUCCUUUUGGAUUAUUUGAUCAAGCAAAACAUAUUUUUAGCAAUAAUGGGUGUUAUGGUUUCGCAACUCUUCUCUCGUUUCUUCGAGAAGAAACAGAUGAGAAUUCUGAUGGUUGGGUUAGAUGCUGCAGGGAAGACCACAGUCCUGUACAAACUAAAACUUGGAGAAGUUGUCACUACUAUCCCCACUAUUGGGUUCAAUGUGGAGACGGUUGAGUACAAGAACAUCAGCUUCACGGUGUGGGAUGUAGGUGGUCAGCACGUCAUCAGACCUCUGUGGAAGCAUUACUACCAGAACACUCAGGGUCUUAUAUUUGUGGUAGACAGCAACGAUCCUGAGAGGAUAAAUGAUGCUACAGAGGAACUACAGAACAUGCUUGAAGAGGACCAGCUGAGAGAUGUAGUUCUGCUGGUGUUCGCCAACAAACAGGACCUUCCCAACGCCAUGUCUGUCAGUGACAUCACAAAUAAACUGGGACUGAGAAAACUUCAACUGAGUACUCCUUGGUUUGUCCAGGCUACCUGUGCGACCAUGGGUUCAGGUCUGUUGGAGGGACUGGACUGGUUGGCUGACCAGCUUUCCAAACGCUAACUAGCUGAGUUGGCUCCGGGGUGAAGUUUCCCCUAGGUACAGAUCUAGGAUCAGCUUCCCCUCCCCCAAUCCUAACCUUAACCAUUAGUGGGGGAAAUUUAAAACUGACCAGAUCAGUGUCUAGGGUCAACUUCACCCUAUAACAGCUGAGCUGAGGCCUCCUUAAGAAUGACCAAGACACAACGUUUACUGAAGGACAACCAUACAUUCAGAACAAAAGUUAGAAGUGCCUUUCUGAAAAGUUUCCAUUUGUUUUUAUUUUUUUCUAAUGCACUCUAAUGUAUUGCAUAGAUUGUAACAUGGAAAGUUAUAAAUGUUUUAUAUUUCAAUUAUUUUAUCACUGAAUGAAUGUAAGCAGAUUCUUUAUCAAUCCCCCUGUAUUUAUUUCCUGACUUCCGAUACCUCACUACCUCUAAUAAAAUCAUGGUUUGUAAAUGUAUCUGCAGUCAUUUUCUUUGUGCGUGUGGUCACUCUGCAGAUGGAAGUGGAACAAUUCAGAAACAACAAAUACAAGACAAUUAUUUCAGUAACUUGUGAUGGAGAGCAAGACUAAAGGUCAUCGGGGACAUAUUUUUUGGAAACAUAUUAACGAUGCAAUAUCGACAUCUAGUGGUAGGAUUUCACAAUUGCAUGGAGAAUGUCUGACAGCGACCCUUGAUUAAAUAAACAGUAUGAUGUAUAAAAACAUUUAAACUACAGUAUAUAGCUUAUUUUCCAAUAAACAGCAUUGUGCUGAGAUAUCGAUCUCCCACUGGGCACACACUGGUUGAAUCAACGUUGUUUCCACAUAAUUUCAAUGAAAUUAUGCUGAACCAACGUGGAAUAGACGUUGAAUUGACGUCUGUGCACAGUGGGCUUCAAUUUCCCUAAGGGAGAUGUAAAUUAGGACUAACCGAGGAUUAACCUUUACAGUGUGGGAGAAUAAUCGCUCAGUCUCAUUUGUCAUUUUGGGGCCAAUAAAGGAAAUCAUGCUUCUAAUCGACAGUAUUUAAUACUGUUUUCCUAAAACGAAACAGACAUGGCCUCACCAGUGUUGUUUUGGUAAUUAUUAACUAGAAGGCCUACUACGUACAGUGCAUUCGGAAAGUAUUCAUUCAUUUUGUUACUUUACAGCCUU
This is a messenger RNA of Coregonus clupeaformis (lake whitefish), 2243 nucleotides long. RefSeq names its product ADP-ribosylation factor 4-like. The transcript has 6 exons. Gene Ontology annotation, cellular component: plasma membrane; cytoplasm. The record is from RefSeq and is a predicted model, not a curated record. The coding region runs from base 581 to 1126 and encodes 181 amino acids. Gene Ontology annotation, molecular function: GTPase activity; GTP binding. Gene Ontology annotation, biological process: vesicle-mediated transport; intracellular protein transport. NCBI's taxonomy places the organism in Eukaryota, Metazoa, Chordata, Actinopteri, Salmoniformes, Salmonidae.